AUGAAUCAGACAACAGUGACUUAUUUUAUUAUUAAAGGGAUUUCAGAUGUUCCUCAGCUCCAGACGCCAAUCUUCCUUGUGGUUCUGCUCAUCUAUCUUAUGACACUUGGAGGUAACAUGACAAUUCUUCAGCUGGUCUGCCAGGAUCCUCACCUGCACACGCCCAUGUAUUUCUUUCUGGGCAACUUGUCUGUUCUUGACAUGUCCUACACAACUGUCAUUCUACAUAAGGUUCUCAUUACCUUCAUAUCAGGAGACAAUACCGUUUCAUACCGUUCCUGCCUUGCACAGUUUUAUGUAGGUGCAUCAUUAGCAAUUAAUGAGUUGUUGCUACUCACGGCCAUGAGCUACGAUCGCUAUGUGGCCAUCUGUAACCCGCUGAAUUAUCACAUAAUCAUGAACCGUGCAGUCUGUGUUCUGCUGUCCCUUUCCUGUUGGACGGUUAGCUUCUUAGAAGGUCUACCUUGUCUCGUUUUGUUAGGCCAGUUCUCAUGUUAUAACUCCAAUAUUAUCAAUCACUUCUUCUGUGACAUUGUUCCUCUAUUAAAACUUACCUGUAGUGACACCACUGCUUUUCAAACAUUGGUCUUCAGUCAAGGUCUAUUUAUUACCAUCCUAACUCCUUUUUUGCUCACAUUUAUCUCUUAUGUAUUUAUUAUUGGUACCAUCCUGAAGAUACAUUCCAGUUCUGGAAGACGUAAAACCUUCUACACGUGUUCAUCCCACCUCACAGUCGUUAUCCUACUCUACACGUUUCUCGUCUGCCAAUAUAUAAGACCAUCUGCAAAGGAUAGUUUGGAUGCCAAUAAGAUCCUAUUUCUGUUUAACACUGCUGGGGUCCCCCUACUUAACCCAUUGAUAUACAGCUUAAAAAAUAAUGAAGUUAAGUCAGCAAUGAGACGACAGUUGAAAACAUGUAAAGCUUUUAUCUGA
This is a messenger RNA of Bombina bombina (fire-bellied toad), 933 nucleotides long. Its product is annotated as olfactory receptor 6C1-like. Gene Ontology annotation, biological process: G protein-coupled receptor signaling pathway. The transcript has a single exon. The record is from RefSeq and is a predicted model, not a curated record. Gene Ontology annotation, cellular component: membrane. Gene Ontology annotation, molecular function: olfactory receptor activity; G protein-coupled receptor activity. The coding region runs from base 1 to 933 and encodes 310 amino acids. NCBI's taxonomy places the organism in Eukaryota, Metazoa, Chordata, Amphibia, Anura, Bombinatoridae.